Mangifera indica (mango) is the source of this 2869-nucleotide messenger RNA. Its product is annotated as protein ROOT HAIR DEFECTIVE 3 homolog 2-like. Lineage: Eukaryota; Viridiplantae; Streptophyta; Magnoliopsida; Sapindales; Anacardiaceae. The record is from RefSeq and is a predicted model, not a curated record. Bases 224 to 2674 code for a protein of 816 amino acids. Gene Ontology annotation, biological process: endoplasmic reticulum membrane fusion. Gene Ontology annotation, molecular function: GTPase activity; GTP binding. The transcript has 22 exons. Gene Ontology annotation, cellular component: endoplasmic reticulum.
CGAUUCUUACAAAGAUCUCUCAACGCUGUCUGUCUGCUCCUUGACUUCAUCUCCACUCCAGUCUCUCCACUUUCGCACUUUCCAAUCUUCAUAAUUAAUAAAAUUCGAUUUCAAUCUCCAAUUUUUAUUUCGUUUCCGUCAACGGAAAACCUAGAGUUUCACUUCCUUAUGGCCGAAGACUCCCCUUGCUCCACCCAACUCAUCGACGGAAACGGCGUCUUCAAUGUCCAAGGCCUCGACAACUUCGUCCGUACCACCAGGCUCGCCGAUUGUGGCCUCUCCUACGCCGUCGUCGCCGUCAUGGGCCCACAAAGUAGUGUGGUGGACAGGGAAAAGUACUCUAUUGAAUCAUCUUUUUCAUACGAAUUUUAGAGAGAUGGAUGCACUUAGAGGAAGGAGUCAAACAACUAAGGGAAUUUGGAUAGCUAAGUGUGUUGGCAUUGAGCCUUUCACAAUCGCAAUGGAUUUAGAGGGAACUGAUGGGAGGGAAAGAGGCGAGGAUGACACUGCAUUUGAGAAACAGAGUGCCCUGUUUGCUUUGGCAAUAGCAGAUAUUGUAUUGAUAAACAUGUGGUGCCAUGAUAUUGGUAGGGAGCAGGCUGCUAACAAACCUCUUCUAAAAACAGUUUUCCAGGUCAUGAUGCGUUUGUUUAGCCCACGCAAAACAACUCUUCUGUUUGUUAUACGUGAUAAGACAAAGACUCCGCUAGAAUAUUUAGAGCCUAUUUUAAGAGAAGAUAUUCAGAAGAUAUGGAAUGCAGUUCGUAAACCUGAGGCCCAUAAAAGUACUCCUCUCAGUGAAUUUUUUAAUGUGGAGGUCACUGCUUUAUCUAGCUAUGAAGAAAAGGAGGAGCAGUUUAAAGAGCAGGUUGCUCAACUGAGGCAGCGGUUUUUCCAUUCCAUCUCUCCAGGAGGACUAGCUGGAGAUAGACAAGGUGUUGUUCCUUCCUCAGGAUUUUCUUUCAGUGCACAGCAGAUAUGGAAAAUUAUAAAAGAAAACAAGGACCUGGAUCUUCCUGCUCAUAAGAUAAUGGUUGCCACUGUUCGGUGUGAGGAAAUUGCCAAUGAGAAGCUCAGUCGUAUAUCAGCUGAUCAGGGUUGGUUGGCAUUGGAGGAAGCUAUUCAAGUGGGUCCUGUCCCAGAAUUUGGAAAAAAGCUUAGCUGUAUUCUAGAUACUUAUUUUUCAGAGUAUGACAUGGAGACGAUCUACUUCGAUGAAGGUGUAAGAACUACAAAAAGACAACAAUUGAAUUCUAAAGCAUUGGAUUUUGUCCAGCCUGCAUAUACUGCCAUGUUGGGUCAUCUGCGUUCUAAAGUGUUUGAUAGUUUUAAGACCAGACUGGAACAGUUACUGAACAAAGGGGAAGGCUUUGCUGCUUCAGUUCGCACUUGUUAUAAAUCUUGUAUGCUUGAGUUUGACCGAGGGUGUGCUGAUGCUGCUAUAAGACAUGCUAACUGGGAUGCUUCAAAAGUCCGGGAAAAACUUCGUCGUGACAUUGAUGGAUAUGCAUCAUCAGUUCGCAGCGCCAAGCUGUCUGAAAUUAUAGCCAACUAUGAGAAAAAGCUUACUGUAGCACUUAUUGAACCUGUAGAAUCUCUAUUUGAUGUUGGUAGUGAGGACACUUGGCCUUCAAUAAGAAGGCUUCUUAAACGUGAGACUGAAGCUGCUUUAUUGGAGCUUUCAAAUGCAGUUGCUGGUUUUGAGUUGGACCAAGCUACAAGUGACACAAUGGUUCAAAAUUUAAGGAGCUAUGCAAGAAAUGUGGUAGAGAAAAAGGCUAGAGAAGAUGCAGGCAAAGUUCUGAUCCGCAUGAAGGAAAGAUUCUCGACAGUCUUCAAUCAUGACAAUGAUUCAAUGCCAAGGGUUUGGACUGGAAAAGAGGACAUUAGGGCUAUUUUGAAGGAUGCCCAUUCUGCAUCACUGAGGGUAUUAUCUGUUAUGGCUGCCAUUCGCCUGGAUGAGAAGCCUGAUAAGAUUGAACCCUUGCUUUUUUCCUCACUUAUGGAUGGAACUGUUGCUGUUUCAUCUUCUCGAGAUAGGAGCAUAGGAGCUUCUGCAGAUCCUCUUGCCUCAAGCACAUGGGAGGAGGUUUCUCCAAAAGAUAUGUUGAUAACACCAGUACAGUGUAAGUCUUUGUGGAGGCAGUUUAGAACAGAGACUGAGUAUAUGGUCACUCAAGCAAUUUCGGCACAGGAGGCUCAUAGACGGAGUAACAACCGGUUACCUCCCCCAUGGGCAAUUGCAGCAAUGGCUAUCCUUGGUUUUAAUGAGUUCAUGCUCCUCUUAAAGAAUCCGCUUUAUCUCUUGAUUUUGUUCGUUGUAUAUUUACUUUCAAAAGCCUUAUGGGUACAAAUGGACAUUGCCAAAGAGUUCCAACACGGCACUAUGGCUGGCAUCAUUUCCAUUUCAUCGAGGUUUCUUCCCACGGUUAUGAACCUUCUUCGGCGACUUGCUGAAGAGGCUCAAGGGCAUACGCCUGAAGCUCCAAGGCCACAACAAUCUCUGGCUUCUCAGAUUUUCCGACACCAAACUCAACAAAAUCCAGUACCUAGCUCAAUCCCCAAGUCAUCCGUAUCAUCUAACAUUUCUUCAACUGAUAGUGAUGUUGAGUACUCAAGCCCCAAUUUAAUGCUCAGGCGAAGCAUGGAAACCAAAGAGGCUGAAUUAUCUUGAAGAAAAUCUGUUCAUUGUAAUACAUGUAUCAAAGUGGGAUUGUCACUGUCAUCUUUACCGUCUAUCCCUUUCCGUUGUAUGAUACAUAUGGAAAAAGGGGUAUUGGGGAACAAAAGAAAACGUCGACCUUGACAAUAUACAUAUGUAAGAUAACUCUUGGUGGGAUAAGAAAUAUAUGUGCGCUAUAUAAUCUGA